CUCCGCUGGACAAUAAAGACAACCACCCUGCCUUCCUCUUCUCCAACUCCUCCCCCUCCUCUGCUCUUCCUGCUCUCUUUAUAUCUUCACCACCUGCCGCCCUCUCUCCACCUUCCGUUCGUCUCUCUGCGCGAGAAGCACCUAGCCCACAACCACCAUCUCCUCUCUUGCAAAGGGAGCCAGCUGCUAGGAGAAGGCAGCAGCUGGUUCUUUCUCCCGAGGCUUUGGCAGGUCGCCUCCUACUCUCCUACAGUCCCACUGACCCUACCCUCUUGGCGCUGCGGUGUCAGAGACAAGAGAAACCUCAGCAGCAUCAAAUGUUCCUGUGCUUCACCAUUUCCGUCGUAUAAAUCCACAACAGAGAGAAAGAGAGAGAAAAGGAGAUCAAGAUUGAAGCUUUUGUUGAUUGGUUCAUUGUUAAGUAGUGGUGGUCGUGUGUGAAGAAGACGACCAAGAAGCAGAGCUGGCGAGGCUGAUGAUCCAGGACGAAGGCUCGUCGUCGUCGGUCACAUCAUCCCCGCUGCAGAACUUCUCCAACAUGCCGCUCCACCCGGCCGCCGCCGCCGCCGCGUCACCGACACAGCCCUGGCUGCUGCGGGAACUGCGCUCCGACGAGCGCGGCCUCUGCCUCAUCCACCUCCUCCUCAACUGCGCCGCGGCCGCGGCCGCGGGGCGGCUCGACGCCGCCAACGCUGCGCUCGAGCACAUCGCCUCGCUCGCCGCGCCUGACGGCGACGCCAUGCAGCGCGUGGCGGCCUCCUUCGCGGAGGCGCUGGCGAGGCGCGCGCUCCGGGCGUGGCCGGGCCUGUGCCGGGCACUGCUCCUGCCCCGUGCGGCGCCCACACCGGCGGAGUUCGCCGCCGCGCGACGACACUUCCUCGACCUCUGCCCUUUUCUCCGCCUCGCCGGCGCCGCCGCCAACCAGUCCAUCCUGGAGGCGAUGGAGUCCGAGAAGAUCGUGCACGUUAUCGACCUCGGCGGCGCGGACGCCACCCAAUGGCUCGAGCUCCUCCACCUCCUGGCCGCGCGGCCGGAGGGCCCGCCCCACCUCCGUCUCACUGCCGUCCACGAGCACAAGGACGUCCUCACCCAGACGGCCAUGGUCCUCACGAAAGAGGCCGAGCGCCUGGACGUUCCCUUCCAGUUCAACCCCGUUGUCUGCCGCCUGGACGCGCUCGACGUAGAGUCCCUCCGCGUGAAGACCGGCGAGGCGCUGGCCAUUACCUCGAGCCUCCAGCUGCACAUUCUCCUCGCCUCCGACGACGACUCCGCCGCAGCCGUUGGCAAGGACAAGGACAGGCGCAGCCCGGAAUCCGGGCUGUCCCCGUCAACGUCCCGUGCGGACGCGUUCCUGGGCGCGCUGUGGGGGCUGUCGCCGAAAGUGAUGGUAGUGACGGAGCAGGAGGCGAGCCACAACGCGCCGGCGCUGACGGAGCGGUUCGUGGAGGCGCUCAACUACUACGCGGCGCUGUUCGACUGCCUGGAGGUGGUCGCGGCGCGCGGGUCGGUGGAGCGCGCGCGCGUGGAGAGGUGGAUGCUCGGUGAGCAGAUCAAGAACAUCGUGGCGUGCGACGGCGCGGAGCGGCGGGAGCGGCACGAGCGGCUGGAGCGGUGGGCGCGACGGAUGGAGGGGGCCGGCUUCGGGCGCGUGCCCCUCAGCUACUACGCGCUGCUGCAGGCGCGGCGGGUGGCGCAGGGCCUCGGCUGCGACGGGUUCAAGGUGCGCGAGGAGAAGGGUUCCUUCUUCCUGUGCUGGCAAGACCGCGCCCUCUUCUCCGUCUCCUCCUGGCGCGGCCGCCGCUUCGACUGACCGACCGACACACCCGGCGCGCCGCAUCGCGUCGGCGGUGGCGUCCUGUAUCCUUCCCGUAUUUGUGCGAAGGAGACGUAGAUUUGCUCAUGUUGUGUCAGGUGCUCGUCACGUUCACCUCGCGUCGCGUCGCGUCGCGUUGGCUUCUUACAUUUUUUUUGGUUUCACUACUUCUUCUCCCUUAUUUUAGGGUGGUGUCGUGUUAGAUUUCAGGUCAGCUGAAGUGGAUGUGUUGUUUUGUUCAUAGUGUAUCCUUUUCCGUUUUGGAUGAAAUGCAUAGACUUCUCGUA
Molecule: messenger RNA, 2100 nt
Organism: Phragmites australis (common reed)
Lineage: Eukaryota; Viridiplantae; Streptophyta; Magnoliopsida; Poales; Poaceae
Product: scarecrow-like protein 3
Exons: 2
Coding region: 476-1810 (444 amino acids)
Biological process (GO): regulation of DNA-templated transcription
Cellular component (GO): nucleus
Molecular function (GO): sequence-specific DNA binding; DNA-binding transcription factor activity
Source: RefSeq, a predicted model, not a curated record